This is a messenger RNA of Closterium sp. NIES-65, 1008 nucleotides long. The record is from the annotation of a GenBank genome assembly. NCBI's taxonomy places the organism in Eukaryota, Viridiplantae, Streptophyta, Zygnematophyceae, Desmidiales, Closteriaceae.
AUGCUAAAUCUGAGGCGCUUAAGUAAUGUUCAUUCUCUCUCUUUGCCUCCUUGCUCCACCAAUCCCGUCGCCACCAAUCAGGUGAAUAGGAUGCUGGCAUCGCUCGAAAGGAACGCUGACGUGGCGUCGCUGACGCAGCAGCAGACGACUUGCUCAUGCUACCGCAUCCGCAAUGAUUACUGCUGUUUCCAGUACAUGUGCAAAUGCUCUCCCGUGUGCUGGAACGGCUACGAGCUCAUAUCUCUGGCCCAAGUGCGCAGCGCACCAGCCACAGAGCAUGCACCGCACCACCUCAGCUCAGCCCAACGAGGCCCCCGUGCUCCCAUCUCCCCAUCCCUCUCCCCUGUUCCCCCUGCUCCCCCUGCUUCCCCCUGCUCCCCUCUGCUUCUUCAUGAGCUCAUUUCUCAUGGACAACCCGAAUCCCAAGUGCGCGCCAGCAACGGAGCACGCACCUCCCCUUCCCGGCCAGCCACCCGUGCUCACCCCUGUGGACUGCGCGCAGCAGCAGGACUAAUAUCUCUUGGACAACCCAAAUGCGCACCAGCAACGGAGCAUGCACCCCCCCUUCCUGGCCAGCCUCCCACUCUCACACCUGUGGACUGCGCGCACCCGCAGGAGUUCAACACCGCUCUUUACAGCUUCUUCACAGAAACGUCCGGGGGGAGCCUGGGCGUGUGGAGUGCAGGGGGAGGGGGGGACGGAGAGAGCGGUGGGAAAGGGUGGUUGGAGAGCCGGAGCGGUGUGGACUGGCGUUUUGGGCAGACGAUGCUGCAGACGUUUAACAAGACUGAGACCAACAUUGCUCACUAUGCUGGUGGGUGGGUGGGCGGGUAUGACCAUUGGUGGGAUGGGGGGCUAUGGAGGUGGGAGGGCAAGCAGGGGGGCAGGCGGGUGGGCGGGCAGGUGGGAGGGUGGGUGGGCGGGUAUGUGGGUGGGUGGGCGGGUGGGCAUCAUUGGUGGAGUGGAGUGGGAGAGGUGGCUUUUGGAUUCCUUGGAUGGGAAGUGUAG